Molecule: messenger RNA, 1050 nt
Organism: Salvia hispanica
Lineage: Eukaryota; Viridiplantae; Streptophyta; Magnoliopsida; Lamiales; Lamiaceae
Source: RefSeq, a predicted model, not a curated record
AGAGAGUUGCAGGCUUGAGGUGUUACUGUUCUUAUUCAUCACCACCUGGCAAAUCACAAGAGCUCCAUACAUCCAGGUGGUGGAUUCUCCUCUAUUUCAACAAACCACUCUUAUUAGAUUUUAAUUUCAUAAAAAAAUCCAUAUCCAAAUCCCGAGAUUUUCGAUCCCCACCCACAGGCCACCACCCUACUCCUCCAACCGGAAUUUCUCUGCACUCUACCGAUCAAGCCUCAAACUUUUAACAAAAGUAAAAGAAAAACUGAAGAUUUCUGUUUCCUGCUGCACGUUUAUUGGGAGUUGGAGGUGGGUUAUCUUAAAGAUUGGAUUUUGGGAGGAUUCCACGCUAAGAUUCUUCAUCUUCUCCCCAAUUUUUUUCAACUGGGGUUAAUUUUCUAUUUUACUGACCAUUUCAUUGGGAUCAUUUGAAAAAAGAAGAAAAAAGUCCAAUCUUGAAUUUGGAAAAGUGAGAAUGGUGGGUGGAAAUCUGUUUCAUUAUAGAAAGAAUUCAUGGCCGCCGGAAGAAUACAUUAAUCGAUCAACUUUGCAGUUGUUUGAUGUUGAUGGUUCUGCCCCUCCCGAGCACGCAUUGAGGAGAAAAUUGAAUAGCCAUGCCAGCAUUCUUAAAGAAUUCAGCAUCACAUUUAGAGAAGCCAUACAAAUGAUUCGACUUGGAAUACGACUAUGGCAUUACGUACGGGAAGAAGCAUCCCAUGGAAGAAAAGCACCCAUAGAUCCUUUUACUCGAGAACAUUGCAAACCCUCAGCAUCACAAGGUGUUCCUCUAGGUGGGAUGGGGAGCGGUAGCAUAUCUAGAGGCUUCAGGGGGAAUUCAGGCAUUUUCAAAUACUUCCUGGUACAUGCGAGACUGCACCGGUGAUGGCCAAUCAAUUCUCUAUCUUCAUAUCUCGUGAUGGAGGAAACAAGAAGUAUUCAUCGGUUUUAUCUCCCGGCCGACAUGAGGGCUUAGGAAAGCCAAGUGAUCAAGGUAUAUCAUCAUGGGGUUGGAAUUUAAAUGGUCAGCAUUCUACAUAUCAUGCUCUAUUCCCAGGG